Paramecium pentaurelia is the source of this 393-nucleotide messenger RNA. The record is from the annotation of a GenBank genome assembly. Lineage: Eukaryota; Ciliophora; Oligohymenophorea; Peniculida; Parameciidae.
UAUGUAAAAUAAAGCUUGUGAUUGGAUUUGUGUUGAAUGCAGGAAUCUAAAUUAUUCAUUUAGAAAGAUUUGUAAUAGAUGUCAAUAAUGUACAAGAGAUGCACCAGGAACUAGAUUCAUUCCCAACAAAAAUGAUUAGGGAUUAUAAAUACUGGAAACAAUUAAACUUUAACAAAUAGAUUUAGGAGGAAGUAAUCAUAGUUCAACAGAUAGUAAUGAAGAUGAUGAAAAUGGAAUAUUCUCUCAAGCUUUAUUUCUUGAAGAUUUAUCAAAAAAUUCAUAGAGUGUAAAAAAAUCAUUCUCUUUCUUGAAAAAAUGUUAAGUUUGCUUCAAUUAGAACUACUUUUACUAAUAAAAGUGUAGUCAUUGUGGUUAUUCUUCAUUUAAUUGAUU